UCUUUGCCCCGCCCCCUCUCUGUCAGUAUAAUGUAGCAGCUGAUAAAAGCAGUGACAGCGCUGAUUUCACACCAGACAGUGACAGUAGCUCAGGAACACACACUCAGGACACAACACAAGUGGAACAAUAACCAGCUCAUUGGAAGAGGAUAUAGGAGACUAUUCUGCCCAUGGCAGAGAUCUAUAACAGAGGGAGGCUACACCACUUCAUCGACGGCUAUGACGUGCGGAGCAGCAACUGGAUGCGCUACGUCAACCCGGCGCGCUCGCUGUCCGAACAGAACCUGGUGGCGUGUCAGAAUGGACGCGACGUCUACUUCUACACCAUCCGGCCUGUGGAGGCCAAUCAGGAGCUGCUGGUGUGGUACAGCCAAGAGUUCGCCCAGAGACUGUGCAGCCAACCGGGAGACGAGCUCAAACAAAAACACAUAUGCGGAGAUGUCAGAGAAUCUGAGUUCACCAAACAACACCGACCUCAGCCGACCUGGCUCCUGGAAAAGAAGGACGAUAUGAAGGACGAGAGAGAAGAUGAAGGAGAGGAGAGAAUCGACGUAGAGGUGCUGGAGAGAGACACUCCACCCGAUACGCCAGACAACCAAAUCAUGGACUUCAGCCAGAAGAUGGAGAAGGAGGAGGUGACCCAGGACCACCGGGGAGCCACACCCUCUCCUCAACCCGACCAGAGAGAGCCCAAUCUGGCAUCUCACGUCUACGGUUUCCCUGAGCACCACCCUACUGCCCCUUCCACGCACCGUGACCUCCCCCUCCACGGGCUCUACAGCCACAGAGAGGGCCUAGUGUCCUCCUACCCCCUCUACUACCCCUCCAGACCCCUUCAAUCCACCCAUCAGCUUCUCCCCACAUACAGCAGGCCCCACUACCCCCACCUCCUCCCCCAGUACUCCCCACCAUUCCCUGGGAUGCUCCCCUCCAGAGGCCCCCUGCAGCACAGUAGCUACCUGGGUAGCAAUGGACUUCCAUACCCCUCCAUGACCUACCAGCCUGGUCUGCUCCCAGUGCCUCUGCCCUACCCCGGAGCUACUCAGGGAGAGCUGAAGGAGAGUACCCCAAAUAUGUCACCUCCUCAUGGAGCCCCAGCCACCCCAGAGCUCUCCCCCCUGCCCAAGCAAGAGCACCAGACACCCCUGCCGUCACCCUCUGGCUGUGAGGAGGCCAUGAACCUCAGCCUGGCCAUGCCAAAGAGCAGCCCCUCACCGCCUGCUGCCCCUCGGUACAAAUCCCAACCCUACCCCCUGAAGAAACAGAACGGCAAGAUCAAGUACGAGUGCAACGUCUGCCUCAAGACUUUCGGGCAGCUGUCCAACCUCAAGGUGCAUCUGAGAGUUCACAGUGGAGAGAGGCCCUUCCAGUGUCACCUCUGUCAGAAGAGCUUCACCCAGCUAGCCCACCUGCAGAAGCACCACCUGGUCCACACAGGAGAGAAACCACACGAGUGCACGGUGUGUGACAAGCGCUUCAGCAGCACCAGCAACCUCAAGACCCACCUGCGACUCCACUCAGGUGAGAAGCCCUACGAGUGCAAGCUGUGUAGCACCAAGUUCACCCAGUACAUUCACCUCAAGCAGCACCGACGUCUGCAUAGCACCUACGACCGCCCCUACCACUGCCCGCUCUGCGCCCACGCCUUCCUCCACCGCUUCUCGCUGCGCAUCCACCAGCGCAGCUGCUGCCCCGCUUCCCAGGCCCACGCUAACCCCCAUGCCCACGCCCACAUCUGCGAUCUGGUUGAGCGCUUUGACACCAGCCCCGAGGCGGACACGCUGCCUGAAGGGGCAGGGCCGGCCCAGGUGGAAGCUGCAGUGGAGCGCUGGGUGGCCCGGAGCUUGGAAGGGCGAGACGGCAAGGAGGACCAGAGUGAAGCCACCCUGCUGCUCAAGGCCCUCACGGCGGCCAUUAACACCCCAGCUCCUCCCACCACCUCAUCUCAAAGCCCUACUUCAGCCCAUCAGGAGAGGGCUAGCGUGGUACGCCUCUACAACCGGCCAAUGGUGAAGAUGCAAGGGCAGUAGGGCAAAGUGGAGGGACCCUUGUGGGGAGGGAAUAAGAGAGACAUUUUUAGGGUCUACCUCCUGAAAGAAGGCUAUUUAAUGUUGCAAAGCCAGAGAACAAUCGAUAAAGUUGUCGCCAAAAAAAAUGUAUUUCCCCAAGGGGAAGAGAGACUAUUAAAAGCCAAUGAGAAAGCCGCACCAAAACAAAGACCAUUCCAAAGACAUGGUGUUUUCUUAUUAGCAGUGAAGUGCUCGCAACUGUUUUCACUCAGGUUUACAGGUGUAAUUUACAUGGGAUGUGUGAAAGAGUUUGCUGUACCCUGUGCUUGUCAGCUAUAUUUGUUCAGUUGAGUGAUUCUUUGAAUUGUUUGCGUAAUGUUACAUGUCAUGAUACUUCCAAGGAGGCUUAUUCCUUGGAAAACCACUGGACCAUUGCCAGGAACUACUACUGGGAUAUUUCAUGUUUUAUUAGUGGACAAGUCUUUGUGUGUAUUUAUUUAUUUUUGCUCAAAGGGCGGACCAGGGAUCUUGAAACUAUGUGAAUGUAUUUGCCAAAAAACAACAAGAAUCAAAGACAAUAUGAGGAUAAACGGGUCUAACUUAUGUAGCAUAACUAUUUUUUUAACUUAAAUAGUGUAUUCUAAUGUAAUGUAGCAAAAUGGAGAAAAAAAGCAAACUUAAAGUAGUCAGAUUGUUAUAAUGUUCCGGUUCGACGCAAAUAGCUUCUCAGGACUUCCUGUGAGUCAUCUAGCGAUGUAUUGGAGGUGCAUACUUGUGCACAGAAACUUGCAAAAAAAAAGAAAAAACGUUUGUUUUAUCCAUUUUUGCUUCUUUGUAUUUUUGUCUGUUAAAACAGGUUAAGACAAUGCAUUUAUAUUUGUAAGACAUUUUCAACAGUUCUGUUCUGUUUUUUUCCCCAUUGUGUUCCUGAAUAUAUACUGAUAUAGCA
Molecule: messenger RNA, 2958 nt
Organism: Salvelinus sp. IW2-2015
Lineage: Eukaryota; Metazoa; Chordata; Actinopteri; Salmoniformes; Salmonidae
Product: PR domain zinc finger protein 1
Biological process (GO): cell fate commitment; regulation of transcription by RNA polymerase II
Cellular component (GO): cytoplasm; nucleus
Molecular function (GO): RNA polymerase II cis-regulatory region sequence-specific DNA binding; protein binding; DNA-binding transcription repressor activity, RNA polymerase II-specific
Source: RefSeq, a predicted model, not a curated record